AUGAAGAGCUCCGCAGAUGGGGCUGAAUUUGCGGGGCUGAGAUCGGGGUCGGUUAAGAGUUCGUUAGCUGGUUUAAGCCUUUCAAGGGCGCUGACAUCGAAGCUCUCAGGGAAAAUAGGCUGCGUUCAGAACCCUGGUAAUAGAUGCCGUGCCCUAGCCGUGCCCCUUGCUGAGCCCUUGCUGAGCCAUGAUGUCAAAUCUACCUGCAGGUACCUUGGAGUGACUCUCUUCCGCAAUCCCCGCGUUCGCUACCGCCUCAACCCGGUUAAUAAUCAAUCGACUGCAUCUUCUCUAAUCAACCUCAAACCUCAACCCGAACCUCAACCUCAACCUCAACCUCAUCCUCAUCCUCCAUCCCAUUACUCGGUCUCACCCCUUCCUCCCACCCCGACUCCCUCUCCCUCCUCUACCAUCUCAACCCAGAUUAUCCUCACAUCUGCCCCCCAUCUCAACACCCGCCACUAUCUCUCUCACGCGGUCUCACGCGAUCUCACCCCCGCUUUACCUCUCCGCAACUGCCCCCUCUCUUCUCUUCUCCUGCUUGCUCGGUUUGCGGAGAUUCUUCUCCCGACUGUUUCCAUCUACCUACCGUGA
Paracoccidioides lutzii Pb01 is the source of this 594-nucleotide messenger RNA. RefSeq lists its product as hypothetical. Bases 1 to 594 code for a protein of 197 amino acids. The transcript has 3 exons. The record is from RefSeq and is a predicted model, not a curated record.